Molecule: messenger RNA, 2553 nt
Organism: Penicillium longicatenatum
Lineage: Eukaryota; Fungi; Ascomycota; Eurotiomycetes; Eurotiales; Aspergillaceae
Product: DUF803 domain membrane protein
Exons: 2
Coding region: 1-2553 (850 amino acids)
Biological process (GO): magnesium ion transport
Cellular component (GO): membrane
Molecular function (GO): magnesium ion transmembrane transporter activity
Source: RefSeq, a predicted model, not a curated record
AUGGCCUCCCACCAGCAGCCCUUGGGAGCGGGCUUACUUCCAUCGUUCGCUUCGAUGUCCGCGUCAUCCACUUCUACCCCGUUUACCCUCGCCUCCUAUCCGUCACAGUCCCAUUUCGCAACACCCACUUCUACCUCUAUACCCAAUAGGGGAAAUUCCAACCAAGGGGAUAUGCACCAGUGGUCGUCGCUAAUCGGCAUUGUCACGGCUUUGAUCGGAAAUGUUCUGAUUUCUUUGGCGCUGAACAUCCAGCGCUAUGCGCACAUCCGAAUCUCCCGUGAAUAUGAACUCGAUAAGCUCCACAAAGAAGAUGACUGGCGGCGAACGCGAUCAGGGGAAGGGUCAUCGGAUUCAUACGGGACCGUUAGAGGGGAUGGGAGUCAGACUCGUGGUCGGCCGAGAUUGCCGCCGCAGAACCGUCGCCGUAGCAGCGAACGUCGUGAGUUCGAGGCGUAUCGUGAUGACGAGAAUGAUACCGUCCCUGGCCGUCGCAAUGGUAAUUCGACGUCGGAAGACCGCAUGCGUGACUCCUUUACGUCCGAUCGCACCGCUCGCCCCGACGACUCGGAUGGCCGCAAGUCUUAUCUCAAGUCGCCAUAUUGGUGGGUUGGUAUCAUCUUGAUGUGUCUUGGAGAGACAGGCAAUUUCAUGGCAUAUGGCUUUGCACCGGCAUCGAUUGUGUCACCACUUGGUGUGGUAGCUUUGAUCUCGAACUGCAUCAUUGCACCAUGUUUGCUCAAGGAACAAUUCCGAGGCCGAGACUUUUGGGGCGUACUGGUCUCUAUUGCCGGUGCCGUGGUUGUUGUUCUCAGUGCCAAAUCGUCCGAGGAGAAACUUGGUCCUGAAGAAAUCUGGGCAAGAAUUACCACCUGGGAGUUUGAGCUUUAUCUGGGACUGACUAUUGGGUUGAUCGCUGUUUUUAUGUGGGGUAGCUAUCGAUAUGGUCCUCGCUCAAUUUUGAUCGAUGUUGGACUAGUCGCGCUUUUUGGUGGAUACACAGCUUUGUCUACUAAGGGUGUCUCCUCCCUCUUGUCAUUUACCCUGUGGCACGUCAUCACGUAUCCCAUCACAUACCUACUUGUGUUCGUUUUGAUAUCCAGUGCAUUGAUGCAGAUUCGAUACAUUAACCGUGCUCUGCAACGUUUUGAUUCCACACAAGUGAUUCCAACCCAAUUUGUGCUUUUUACCCUCUCUGUGAUUAUUGGAAGUGCAGUGCUCUAUCGUGAUUUCGAAUCCAUGUCCAUUGCCCGUGCAGGAAAGUUCGUGGGAGGAUGUCUGAUGACUUUCCUCGGAGUUUAUUUCAUCACGAGCGGUAGAGUUGGCUCUGAUGGCGAGUCUACAUUCUCAACCGAAGACGAGGAAGAGGCAAUUGGGUUGCUGAAUGGUGAAAGAUACCGUGACAGGGUCGAUAUGUCUCCUCCAGCUCAGCCAUUGAGAGCAGCAAAGGCAUUGCAGACACCUCAGAUUGGUUUCGAUGGCGCCGAGUCCCCUGCAGGAUCUCUAACUAGCCAAGGCAUGGAAGGAGUUGAUGACAAUGGCACCACGCCGAGAGGUGUUCUUUCAGCGGCGCCAUCUUCACCAACGGGCUCCUUGACUGCUGAUGCUGAUUCGGCCCUCUCGGGCCCGUCAUUUGAGAACCCUUCACCACUGCGCCCUCCAUCUCAUAUGUCUAAUCCUUGGGCAGAGUUUCAGGAUCGAGCUCCCGCGUCCCCAAAAUCUGAUCCUGAGCCCCACCGCCCGAUGACCCCUCCCGCACAUGGUGAAGCCACAGGCCAGGAAUCAACGGUGCUUCUUCAAUUUCCUCCCGCCCCAGGAAUAGACGACCUAUCACCUGGUGCUAAUACUACGGCUCUUCGAAGAGCGUCGACACCUGCUGGAGGCGAUUCGCCUCAACUUGGUGAGAGAGUCCGGGCGACUCUUGAAACUCCUUCAAAACGUGCCUUGCGCAAUUCGAUUUCAAAUCGAUUCUCCCCUGGUCCACUUCUUCCCACACUUUCCGGUGGCUUCAGUGCCGUGGUUGCUGAAUCUCUCCGACGCGGUGAAGGUAGCCCUUACAAGGAUCGUUCUGGUAGACGGAAAGCUGGACGCCGAAGACAAGUAGACGGUGUAUUUGGAGACGCUUUGUACCGAGACCAUGAUGGAGAUGUAGGCCCUCUUGGCGAGACCGAAGGGCUUGACACUCCUCUUACACUAGCUACAGCACGACUUCAGUCCGCUACGAACCAAGUUGAUCCAUCCGCGGAGGCUGGCCGCUCCACUCCCGCCCUUGCUACAGAGAUUUACAACACGCCAAGUCCGAAACUAGACGACGAGGUUACUCGUCUUCGCAGCUUCAGCGAUUCGUGGAGUGGUGGGCUCGCUUGGCUAGGUGGUGCAUUGCGAAAGACUUCACAUAACGAGAACGUUGAUAGCAGUGCAGUGACGCAAGGAUCUGCGACGCCCCAGGACGGCGAAACACCGGCUGGUCAAAGCGGUGCCCACCAUAGCACCAAUGUCGAUCCUGAAUCUCGAUCUAACAGCAAAGGGGGAGCUUCUCACACCCUACAGAGUUAA